CUAACCAAUCGGGUGUUGAUACAAAAAGUUACUGUAGCCCAGGCUAAUGCGUUGCGAUGCUGUGGAGCUAAUGUUAGGUAUCUGGCUAGCACAAUGUCACCUAACCUUUGACAACAGCCAACUAAAGCGGAGCGGAAACUGUUCGUUAUGAAUUCCUAUCGAGUAGAUUACGUUAGGUUAUCAUCUAAAUGUGUCGUUAUCUCUGUACUUAUUGCGUUUUUCACGCAGACGGUCGGCGGUUUCAGCCCGAACCUUGAUAGUGAGUUUACAUUUCUACUGCCAGCAGGAAGAACAGAAUGCUUCUUCCAAACGGCGUCGAAAAAUGGCUCUAUGGAAGUUGAAUACCAGAUCAUCGCAGGUGCAGGCAUGGAUGUGGACUUCACCAUCCUCUCUCCUCAUGGCUAUCAGCUGAUCUCAGAGUUCCGUCGCUCCGACGGCGUCCACACUGUUGAGCCCACUGAGGAAGGCGACUACCAGAUCUGCUUUGACAACAGCUUCAGCCGCUUCUCGGAGAAGAUGGUCUUCUUCGAGGUCAUCCUGGAGGGGCCGGCGUCCGAGGAGGGUGGAGACGACGAGUGGGCGGGCCUGGGAGAGCCCGAGAGCCUAUUAGAGUACAAGCUGGAGGAUAUCAGGGAGUCCAUGGACUCGGUGCACCGGCGCCUGGAGCGCAGUCGUCAGAUGCAGACGGCGCUGCGUGCGCACGAGGCGCGUGACCGCUACCUGCUGGAGGACAACCUGUGGCGCGUGUCCUUCUGGUCCUGCGUCAGCCUGCUGGUCCUGCUCACCGUCGCCUUCACGCAGGUCUACACCGUCCGCCGCCUCUUCGACGACAAGAGGAGGGUGUGCACGUAGAGGCAGCGGAGCGUGGUGUGUGUGUGUUGUGUUUGGGGGGGGGGGGGGGGGUGCGGUCUGUGAGCAGGGUGAUUUGAAGACUCUCCCAGUUUGAUUACUUUGUUGUCAGUUAGAUCAUCCUAAUUGGAUGCAAGCGAAGCAGUUUGUUGCAUUUCUGUUUCUAUUUUUUUUUGUCAAUGUCUUUGUCUCAGUGUACAGAGAGCAUUCAGUACUAUGUAAUAGUCUGACGCUCACAUGCAGUUAGUACAAGCCAGCAGUCUUUUUAUUCUCCCUCACUUGUUCCCCCACCAUUGAUUAUUUUUUCUCUCUCUCUCUCUCUCUCUCUCUCUCUUUCUUUCUCUUUCUUUCUCUCUCUCUCUCACUCUCACUUUCUUUGUGUGCCCCCCAAUAUAAUAAACCUAGCCAGUUUUGUUACCUGCUUAUUUGAGCUCUGGUGAGAGAAGAACCAAUCAGCUGCCUUCUCUCAACCACCUCAACCAAUCACAGAGGAUGGACAGACAGACAUAGAGAGAGAAAGAGUGGAGAGAAUGAGGAUCAGUGUGAGCGAUGAAGACAAAAAGAGGUGAGGAGUUUCUAACAGAAAGAAAGAGAGAGAGAGAGAAAGGGAAGAAGAGAGAGACAGUUACUGAAGUGUGAAUAGAUCUCUGUUUGCCUACAAAAAUCCGGAUCUCUCUAUAUGGGCAAAGAUGGUACCAGGAUCUCCUUAUAUGGGCAAAGAUGGCAGCUUUGGGUCUUUUUUUUGUAGGUGAACUUCAGAGGUGUAUAUGGAGUGCUAAAAUGAAUUAUUGCAGUGCCUUUUUAGUGUCUACUUGAUUUGCUUCAUUAAGUAGCAAGGCCAUGAUUGCGUCAUGAUCAUUGGCCUGAGUGACUCAGCUUAAUAACAGUGGUCCUCCCAUUGGCCUGAGUGACUCAGCUUAAUGUCAGUGGUACUUUGCAUUCGGCAUUUUCCUGUUCACCACAGGUACUUUACAAUUCAACAAGAAGUGUGUGUGUGUAUUCGGGAAGGGUCAGAGGUUGAGUGGGGAUUCUCUUAACUACAUCAUGUGCCACGUACUCAAACUUUGACUUGAUUGAUCACAUGGAGAAGAGAGCAGUGGUGGCGUUUACAUAAAUUCAAGUUUAAAGCAAUGUGUGUGUGUGUGUGUGUGUGUGUGUGUGUGUUCGCGUGCGUGUUAUGCAUGCACGUGUGUUUUUAUCAUUUUGUUAAUAUUAACAAAAGGGAGAUGCGUUAUGAGAUGUGAAAUAUAUGUAUGCUGUGAUGAAUCAGAUGGAUUUUUUUAAGAGUUUACUUUUUACAAAAAAAAAAGAAAAUAAAAUUCAAAGUACAAUA
Molecule: messenger RNA, 2182 nt
Organism: Alosa sapidissima (American shad)
Lineage: Eukaryota; Metazoa; Chordata; Actinopteri; Clupeiformes; Clupeidae
Product: transmembrane emp24 domain-containing protein 1-like
Exons: 4
Coding region: 148-852 (234 amino acids)
Biological process (GO): Golgi organization; endoplasmic reticulum to Golgi vesicle-mediated transport; intracellular protein transport
Cellular component (GO): COPII-coated ER to Golgi transport vesicle; Golgi apparatus; endoplasmic reticulum
Source: RefSeq, a predicted model, not a curated record